Molecule: messenger RNA, 1110 nt
Organism: Talaromyces atroroseus
Lineage: Eukaryota; Fungi; Ascomycota; Eurotiomycetes; Eurotiales; Trichocomaceae
Exons: 4
Coding region: 1-1110 (369 amino acids)
Source: RefSeq, a predicted model, not a curated record
AUGGCGUGUCUACGAAUAAUAGCUGCUGCUGCUCUUUUACUCGGCCCGUCAUCGGUCACUGCAUUGACCAUUGAAUACUGCUCAGACGAAAACACUGCAUCGGCGAGCACAUUACAAAGGAGCAUAUAUCAAUCGAACGGACUUUGUCAGACGCAAUGCAAUGCGGACUAUGCCUUUGCCGUCCUUCAGGGCAAAGAUUGCUGGUGCUCAGACUAUGUUCCAGCUUCGCAGACCGAUACCUCGGAUUGUAACACUUCGUGUCCCGGCUAUCCAUCCGAUCUUUGCGGCAACACGGACAAAGGCUUAUACGGUUACAUCGCCAUGUCAAAUGUUGAGCCGUCAGGAACAGCAACUGGCACCACCGAUGCUACCGGCACUGCCACGGCUUCAUCAUCAUCAUCUUCUUCCUCUACUUCUUCGUCUUCGGAGGGUACGGCUACUGAAACAUCUACCCCCCUGGUUGAAACCGUUACUGUGACUGCGUCCGAUCCUACGAGCACGACCUUUACUACAUCUGCACUUGCUUCUAGCUCUUCUACGUCCGAUCCAGCGACCACGACCACCUCCCCAGCAAUCUCUGUCCAGACUGAGGCUGGCCAACCUGUGACCAUUACAGUCUCAGACACGUCUGCAACCUCUAGCGCUGCGUCUUCGUCAAACCAGGGCAAGAGUUCAUCAUUAAGUGGGGGAGCAAUUGCGGGAAUUGUCAUCGGAUCGCUUGUGGGUGUAGGAGCUGCCGUCGCUUUCGCAUUGUGGUUUUUCUGUUUCGGACGUCGUGGCGACGAUCGCACCGAGAAAUCGGGAUCUCCAAACGGCGGCAGUGUUGCAGGCGGUACAACUGAUACGCGACGCCAAAGCCGCGGCUCACAAAUGAGCUUUAUGCGUAAUUUCUUGAGUCCGGCCGAUAAUGAAACUUCGCCGACCUCUCCGGUAGACUAUCUCAGUCCGAGCCAGGCUUUUACCGACAACCGUAUGAAAAAGAAUGCAGUUUUAUAUCCUAACGGAGAUCGACAAAGCGCAGUGUCUCUUCGUGAUGACGAGGACUAUUCUCGUCCUGUUUUGAGGGUUCGUCUUUUUAUCAUCUGGUCCUUCUUGAGGUUGUCAUGCUAA